GACAUGACUUCGCUUCACUGUAAAAACAGCUUGAUCCGAUGUCUGCGAGAGCCACAUGCCAUCUGCACCGUGCUGUCCCCUCUCUUUAGCUCUUCGCCUCCUUUCUCACGCACCUCUUCCUCGGACUUUAGACCUGACAUUAAAGUUGAUGAGUUCGCACGCAGCCGCGUGUCUGCGGGAUCUCUCCAGCUGCGGGUCUCGUACAUCCUGCCCGUCAGCUGUUUGAUUCUCAUAUUAUGGUGGAGCCGCUGUGAAGGGAUUUCAUCGCAUUUUCUUCCCAAGCCGGGCGAUAUGACCAUCCGGCAGUGGAAAGAAAACUUUGAAAUUUUGACUGUCCUGUACCUCCUGUCAUUAUCGGCGAGGUGCAGCAGUGGCGAUGUGCCACCCAGCCCGACUGGAGGAGGUCGUCCCGGAGGGUCGCGGCGCGGGCCUGCCGCUCACAGCACCACAGAGCCCUUCCUGAUCAUGCACGGUGAGAGACAGCCGUUGAGCCUCCUGACAGCCAUGAGCCAUCCUGCAUCAGUGAUGGUAUCACUGGAGGCCGAAGAGACACAGCUGCUCCUGAUGCUGGAGAAGAACGAGGGACUCUUUGCAAACCAUUACACAGAAACGCACUAUCUGUACAAUGGAAGCUCUGUCACUACCGCUCUGAACGUUACGGUGAAUUGCUACUAUCAUGGCAAGGUUCAUGGGCACUCUCAUUCUGAUGUCAGCCUCAGUACCUGUGCUGGUCUCAGGGGCUUCAUUGCUCUUGAAGAUAAGACCUUCAUCCUGGAGCCGGCAUUCGGGCCUCGCAACGCAACUCACCGGAUUUACCGAGCGGAAAACCUGAGCUUGGCCUCCGGCGACUGCGGCCACGGACUCAACAUUUCGCACGUCGCCCUGGACUCGACGGGCGGCCUCUUCCAAGCAUUCAGCACCAGGCACAAGAGGCACGUGCAGAAGACCACCAAGUACGUGGAGUUGAUCAUCGUGGCUGAUAACAGAGAGUUUCAGAAACACGGGAAGGACGUGGAGAAGGUGAAGCAGAGGCUGGCGGAGAUCGCCAAUUACGUGGACAAGUUCUACAGGGUUCUCAACAUCCGCGUGGCCCUGGUGGGACUGGAGGUGUGGAGCGACGCAGACCGCUGCUCUGUCACGCAGGACCCCUUCACCACGCUGCACGAGUUCCUGGACUGGAGGAAGCUGAAGCUGCUGCCCCAGAGGCCUCAUGACAACGCCCAGCUUGUCAGCGGUGUAUACUUCCAGGGCACCACCAUCGGCAUGGCACCCAUAAUGAGCAUGUGCACAGCAGAGCAGUCAGGGGGCGUCGUCAUGGAUCAUUCGGAAAACCCCCUGGGGGCGGCAGUGACCCUGGCCCACGAGUUGGGGCACAACUUCGGGAUGAACCACGACACUCCGGAGCGGGGGUGCGGCUGCCGGAUGACAGUGGACCGGGGGGGGUGCAUCAUGACCCCCUCCACAGGACCAGGCAGAGAACUAAAGCCAGCGGGCACACCAUGCAGGGAAUCCAGCAAUUCCUGCGACCUGCCAGAAUUCUGCACAGGGACGAGCCCUCACUGUCCCGCCAAUGUCUACCUCCACGACGGGCACGCCUGCCACAGCAUGGACGGCUACUGCUACAACGGCGUCUGCCAGACCCACGAGCAGCAGUGCGUCACGCUGUGGGGCCCCGGUGCCAAGCCGGCGCCGGGAAUCUGCUUCGAGCGGGUGAACUCAGCCGGGGACCCCUAUGGGAAUUGUGGAAAGGACCCCAGGGGCUCCUUUGCCAAGUGCGAUCCACGGUGAGGACUCACCGGGCGCCGAACUUCCCACGGCAUCCAGAGGGGGGCGCCACACAACAACCCAAAAACAGAAAAAGAAGCCUUCGGAUCGAGUUUACUCUCACUUGGACGGAUAGAUAGUGCUUUUGAUGAUUUACUUGAAGUUUUUUUUCACGGUUUUCAUUUCCAUAUCCUUUAAAUCUUUCAUCAGUCGUCUCAUCAUUUACGUAAUUGCCCUAAUGACGUGGGAUCUGACAGGAUGUGAGCGAGCGCUUGUGUGAGUAACACGUGCAGCAGAAACAUAUCCGAUGAGAGUUCGUAAUAAGCAAGAACCAGAGAAAUACUCGGACGGAAUCCCGACAUUCACGCUUCGGAGAGGCUCCGCGGCGAGCAAAUUUAAUGGCACAAAAUGGAUUAUCGGUCAAUUUAUAAGCCACAAACCUUCAAAGUUACGGGGACGACAGAGGUGCAAAUGGCAAAUUGA
Paramormyrops kingsleyae is the source of this 2247-nucleotide messenger RNA. NCBI's taxonomy places the organism in Eukaryota, Metazoa, Chordata, Actinopteri, Osteoglossiformes, Mormyridae. The record is from RefSeq and is a predicted model, not a curated record.